Messenger RNA from Lytechinus variegatus (green sea urchin), 3214 nucleotides. Its product is annotated as splicing regulatory glutamine/lysine-rich protein 1-like. Lineage: Eukaryota; Metazoa; Echinodermata; Echinoidea; Temnopleuroida; Toxopneustidae. Gene Ontology annotation, cellular component: nucleoplasm. Gene Ontology annotation, molecular function: RNA binding. The record is from RefSeq and is a predicted model, not a curated record.
AUCCCACGUUUGGUUAACGUAUCUCUUUCUCGAUCUCUGCUAAAAUGACCCUUUAUUGACGUUUAUUAUAUUCACAGAACUACCUUUUCCGGCCUUUGGUUAUUGUUGAAAAAGGCUCAAAAUGGUGGUGACCAAAGUUGCCCAAGUGAAUAAUGUUUCAUCAACUGCAUCAACGUUGGAUCAAGUGCGGUCCCUUUUCAGCUUUCUCGGCAAGAUUGAAGACAUUCGACUUUUUCCAAAAGAAGACUCUGUCCUGCCGGUAACCGCCAGAAUAUGUUUUAUUCUGUUCGAAGAUCCAACCAGUGUUGGGAUGGCCCAACACCUGACCAACACGGUCUUUAUAGAUAGGCCUCUGCAAGUUUCACCAUUUGCUGAAGGUUCAAUGCCAGAGGAGAGCAAGGCACUGCAGAUGGUGGCUAGUCUAACCGGUGGCCUUGGGGGAUCUAUACCUAGUCUGGUACCCAAUACUACAGCAUCAACUGCUGCAGCAGCUAGUGGGGCUGGACUCCUACCCACCCCACCCCAGCCUCUCAUGUCACAAAUCACUCAGCCACCUGCGGCCCUGGCUGCUGCCGCUGCUGUUGGAGCUGGGGAUAAUCUCUCUCUCCUUAGUGAUAGUUUCUCUGCCUUGGGAGUACCACAGCCACCACCACUUAACAACGUAGACCCAUCAAAGGUUGAGGAGAUAAGGAGGACCAUAUAUGUCGGCAAUUUGGAUUCAGCUACCGUCCUGGCCGAGCAGCUGUUGACCUUCUUCCAGCAAGUCGGAGAGGUUAAGUAUGUGCGAAUGGCCGGAGAUGAGACCCAACCAACAAGGUUUGCUUUUGUAGAGUUCACAGACCAGGCCUCUGUGGCAAAGGCACUCACUCACAAUGGAGUGAUGUUUGCCGGACGCCCAAUCAAGAUUAACCAUUCCAACAAUGCGAUCGUGAAGCCCCCUGGUAAGACUCAAGAAGCUAUCCAGAGAGAGUUGGCAGAGACCAUGAAACAAGUUAGAGAUGCCCAGGCACUCAUCCAAGCAGCUAUCGAUCCAGCAUUACAACCUGAAGUAAAAGACAAAGUGAAAGCUGUUGUGGCAGCUGAGGAGAAGGAUGAAAAGAAAGACAAGAAACGAAGCCCAUCACCCAGCCGACGAAGAAGAUCACGAUCUCGCUCUAGGAGACGUUCCCGUUCACGGUCUCCCCGUCGUUCCCACUCUAGACGGCGGUCGCGUUCGUGGACACCUCCCCCUCGACGGCGAUCACGAUCCCCACGGAGAAGGAGAUCAAGAACACCUCCUAGACGAUCACGGACACCUCCCCGGAGACGAAGGUCACGGACAAGGUCACCACCACCAAGACGUAGAAGGUCAAGGUCAAAGAGCAGAGAUAGACGCUCAAGGUCAAGGGAUAGACGCAGACCUAAAUCAAGGACUCCUCCCAGAAGCUACAGCUCUCGACGUCGAAGCAGGAGCAAGAGCCGUGACCGCAGUCGCUCUCAUUCACCUAUUCGCCGACGCCGAAGCCCCAGUAGGUCCCCUCCACCUCCCCCACGUCGACGUAGUCGUACUAGAUCCCCACCGAUCCGGUCCAAAAGACGCAGCAGAUCCAGGUCACCGAUUCCCAUCCGGCGACGCCAUUCUCCAAGCAGGUCAAUAUCACCUCCCAAGAGAAGGUCAAGAUCGGGCUCAAGGUCACCUCCAAGAAAGCAUAAGAAGGAGAAGAAGAACCGUCGUAGUCGCAGCAAGGAGCGCAGCAGUAGCAGCCGCAAGCACAAGAAGGACAAAGACAAGGACAAGGAGAGAGAGAAGGAGAAGGACAAGGAGAGGGACAGAUCCUCCGAGAGAAAGAGCAAGGAUGAGGAUCCCUCCAAGAGUGGCAAACCUUCUAAGGUGAAACGGGAUUAUGAUGAGGAAGAGAAGGGGUUUAACAGUGAUAAGGAAGAGGGUGAUGCCGGUGGGGAAGGGAAGGGGAAAGGCUAUGACGCAGAUGCAGACAUACAGAAUGUAGACAUGGACAUGGACUCGGAUUAAAAGAGGUCAGUCCACUUGACUGAUUAGAAAUUAAAUUAAAAUGAAUCUCAAAGCAUAUUUUUAGGGUGUAUUUUAGGGAUUAUUCUUGCACAAGUCUGCAAAAUUGAAGGAUGAAAAUUGACCUGUGGUAAAGAAUUACUUUGAGUAGUUAGGUCAAUGUCAAUAUAGGAUGGGGUAAAAAAUUAAGCAAAUUUGUUUACAGAUUGAAGUAUGGAGCAAAAAUGAUAAGGCUUUAAUCCUAGUCUUAAUAGGGCAGACAGUGUACAGUAUGUUCACUUUACCUGCAAAGAAGAUUAGCAUCAAACCAGGGGGGGGGGAUAUCAUGAAAUGUAAAGUAAUUUUUCACUGAAAGCUGUUUUCAGCUACUGAAAUAGAUCGGAUGGGCAUUUAAUGACCAGCGCAGGUCUCUGACAGUUACCACAGUAACAGUCAGUUCAAUGAUUCCAACUAGCUGCAUGUAAUAUGGUGGACUCUACAAUAUAGAGCUUAGCGAUUGAUAGAAAGCAUAUUUCUAUGAUUAAUUUCAAUGAUUAGUCAUAAAAAUCAAUCCCAUGAUAUAUCACUAGGCUUAUGUUACAGAGCCCUGAUCUGAUUUUGUUGUAAUAAGAGAAUGACAUAAAUCUUUAUCUGCUCUAUCUGUAAAGAAUCAGAUAAAUUAACAUGAGGCAAGGAAGUGCUUUAUCAGGCAAAAAACAUUAGGUUAGGGAUGUAUGCAGUCCAAAAUGUUCUUGAAAUCGUGAUUCGCACAUUUCAUCUGUGAAUUUUGUGAAACUCUCCCUAGUUUUAGAAUAUACAUGGAUGUAAGAAAUAAAAGCUAUAUCGUAGUUGUCAAUUUUCUUUCUUGAAAGCAGAGAAACCAAUCAAUCAAUUUUUUUCCAGCUUUACUGCUUUGUCUAAGUGCCAUAAUAAACAUGUAUGUUUCUUUUACCCAUAUUAAGCGGUUUCUGUCUUGUUGGGGGAAAUGAUUGGUCUUUAAUAAUUUCAUCAUUUUCUUUUUUUUGAAGCUGUAUGAUUGCGAGGACAAAUUUAUGAGACAUAAAGUGCCCAUUUGCAACAUAACCCCAAUUUUCUUAAUAAAAUACAUAUAGUUGAUUUCUCUUUGCUCUUUGAUAAAAAGCAAAUAUGUAAUGCAACUUCUGUUUAAUUAAGUGUGAAAAUGCUGAAAGCCGUUCUAAAAUUUCUUUAAGAAUGGAAAGAAGAGUA